CAAACAAAUCAAAAUGUUUAAAGUUAUUGUAUUCGCCGCCUUUUUGGCUUUAGCCGUUGCUGUCCCUGAACCCAAACCAAAACCUGGACUUGUAGCUGCCGCUUACACCGCACCAGUUGUUGGAGCUCCUUUGGCUUAUUCUGCUCCGGUUGUAUCUGCUGCUUAUUCAGCUCCAGUCGUCUCUGCUUAUAGUACUUAUGGAUACACUGCUCCUUAUGCUGCCCCAGUUGUUUCUACUUAUCAUGGAGUAGCUCCUGGUGUUGCUGCUGCUUAUACUGCACCUGUUGUUGUAGGCUAAACUAUUUCCUGAAAUGAUUAAUGAAUAAAUGAUGAUGAUCCAAAAAAAUUCUUUUCUUUAACAAACUGUUAUAUGUUCUUUGAACUUGACCAUUACGAUAUGGCUUCAA
Messenger RNA from Onthophagus taurus, 407 nucleotides. Its product is annotated as cuticle protein 12.5-like. NCBI's taxonomy places the organism in Eukaryota, Metazoa, Arthropoda, Insecta, Coleoptera, Scarabaeidae. The record is from RefSeq and is a predicted model, not a curated record.